This is a messenger RNA of Symbiodinium sp. CCMP2456, 425 nucleotides long. The record is from the annotation of a GenBank genome assembly. Lineage: Eukaryota; Dinophyceae; Suessiales; Symbiodiniaceae.
GAGUGGAAGCAUCCGCAGCGGGGAACAGGCGCCGCUUUUGAUCGCCUCUCCCGGGGUGGGCACGAAGUCUGCGUCUUCGUCCUCACUGCAGCAGCCUCUGAAAAGCACCGUGGGCAAGCCCGGGCGAGCUAUGAGACAUGGGGCUCCAGGAAACCACCAGGGGUGCAAGUCUUCUUCGUGAAAGACUUCUCCUGGACCGCAGAGGACAUGACAGGCAGACCGCAUGACGAGAAUCCGGAGAACGUCCUCUCCUUGCGAGGCGAUGUAGACCUGGGCUUUCUCUACAAUCCGGUGAGGGCCUUCUACCUCUGGCUCUACUUGGCAGAACAUCAUGCUUCCGAUUGCGCGUGGUUCGUCAAGGUCGAUGGUGACACCUUCGUGAACCUUUGGGCUUUGAAGUUGCGUUUGCAGCGUUACUUCAACUC